Molecule: messenger RNA, 1479 nt
Organism: Micromonas commoda
Lineage: Eukaryota; Viridiplantae; Chlorophyta; Mamiellophyceae; Mamiellales; Mamiellaceae
Exons: 1
Coding region: 1-1476 (491 amino acids)
Source: RefSeq, a predicted model, not a curated record
AUGAACUCUCUCACCCGCAUCGCCCUCAUCUGCCUUUGCCUUGACGUCGUUCGGGCCCAAGGCGCUGCUUCUGGUCCCUCACCAGCAGCCGCAACAGCCUCGAACGAGGAAGUCAACAAGCUUGCUCUCUGGCCGGAUGUAGACAUUCGCGGGCUGCUCGCCGGCGAACCAAAUGCAACCGGAAAUGCACCUAAUCCCAUUGACCUCUUAUUUGUCCUUCAAGCCGGCUCCGUGACGCUUGUCCCCGCGAAUGAUGGCGGUUUGAUUGGGGGUCAGCUAUUUUUUAGGGAGGUACUUGCGCAGAUAGUCGUCUUCGCUGAUAGACCGUACCGAACGAUGGACAUGCUCAGUCUUGAGGACUUCUUCGCUUUUGAGUUGGUCCAAGACUUCUUCGCUGGCCCGAACCCACCAAACGCCAUAAUCACCGGAGAGUUGCCGCAAGAUAUUAGAUUGCAGCGCCAUAACGAAUCUGACUCCAUGCCGUAUAGACGUCUCUUGGGCACUGUCUUGGGGGCCGCCGAAUGGGAUUCACAGCAACCAUCGGAGCUUCGUUUUGACAUUCCCGCCGGUAUGGACAUAUUCAGAGAAAACGGACGCGUAGAUAUCGUCGACGACGAGCUAUUUCAAGAUCUGCGGAAAGGGUAUGCAAAUGCAUCAUAUGACGGCUUUCCAACUCUUCAUCGUGUCACCGUGUUCAUUGAUCCAUUUCAAACGGCACCCGAGAAGACACAACUUAACAUCGGACGAAGACUGCUGCAGCGAGGGCGUGUCGGUCGUGGUGGUGGUAGAUUUGGUCGCGCCGGGGCAUUCGCGGCACCGCGGGGUUUUGGUCGGCGUUGGAAUGGCAACAUUAAUAACUACUGGGGAGGCAGAAAUGCAUUUCUCGGUGGAUUCUCUCGAGGGGGUCUAUACGGCUCUCGGCUUGUCGGCACGUCAACUCUGUAUCCAGGUUGGGGCGGAUUUGGAUACUAUGAUGACGGAUUUUACGAUCCAUCCAUCUUUUCCGGUCGUGCCAUGGCGUACCAGACCCCAAAUACGGUGGUGCAGCAAGUCCCAGUUUAUGUUCCAGUCCCAGCAGGCCCAGCUCCUCAGUCCCCGGUCCCGACUCAGACGUCUGUGAUGACCAAAGCAAUCUUAAAGAGUGAGUUGACUGGAACAUGGGCAGGAAACGGCGGCGGAGCUGGAAUGGGCUCAAUCCGAGUUUCUGCGGUCGAAACAGUCGACGGAUUAGAAGUCACAGCUCAACUUCCAGGUUGUGAGACAUGCAAGUUGGGUUGUCGAUGGGAGCGAGCAAGAGGCACAGCCAUGAUCUCUUCAGAUGGAGGAUCACAACUUCAAGUUGACUUUGUUUCUUGUGAUGAUGCGCGAAAUGCAAUCACGACAUUACGUGGAAUCCUUGCCAUUGCAGCUAAUGGCCGGAACGUGAUAUAUUGGUCGCCUGCCACGCAUUCGACACAAUGGAUUCGCAACUCUUGAUGA